UUUUUUUUUAUUUGGAUUAAAUUCGUCAUCUGUAUAUAAAAGGAGCCGAAUGGGUUUUGUAUGGACUGGUGGAGUUUGAGGGUGCUCUUGAUAGUUUGAAGAGAAUGGGUGUGUUGGGAUUAGCUUGUGCUUCUACUUGGUCCAUACAAAGGGUAGCUAUAUUUGUAGUAUUGGGUUUGGUUUUGAACUUGGGUGUGGUGUGUAAUGGAGGCAAAACAAGCACUUUUGUGAGGCAAAUUAACAGAAGUUUGGAUAUGCCUCUUGACAGUGAUGUGUUUAAAGUCCCUCCAGGCUAUAAUGCACCUCAACAAGUUCAUAUAACGCAAGGGGACCGUCAAGGGAAGGCUGUGAUUGUGUCAUGGGUGACUGUAGAUGAACCAGGUUCCAGUACCGUGCUUUACUGGAGCACGAAUGGGAAGCAAAAGAAGGCUGAGGGAAAAGUUAAAACCUAUAAAUUCUACGAUUACACUUCCGGUUACAUUCACCACACCACCAUCAAAAAAUUAAAGUUCAAUACCAAAUAUUACUAUGUCGUUGGAGUCGACCACUCUGAGCGGCAGUUCUGGUUUAUGACUCCUCCUGAAGUUGGGCCAGACGUCCCUUACACAUUUGGUCUCAUAGGGGAUCUGGGUCAGACCUUUGAUUCAAACAAGACGCUAACUCAUUACGAGCUAAAUCCACUGAAAGGAGAGACAAUUUUAUUUGUUGGCGACCUCUCCUAUGCGGAUGACUACCCAAAUCAUGAUAAUGUCAGAUGGGAUACAUGGGGAAGAUUCACAGAGCGAAGUGCUGCUUAUCAACCUUGGAUAUGGACUGCAGGGAAUCAUGAAAUUGAUUUUGCCCCAGAAAUUGGUGAAACCAAACCUUUUAAACCUUACACUCACCGGUAUCAUGUCCCACAUAAAGCAUCAGGGAGUACUGCCCCUGUUUGGUACUCAAUCAAGAGAGCUUCGUCCUACAUCAUCGUCUUAGCUUCAUAUUCAGCAUAUGGUAAAUACACUCCUCAGUACGUAUGGCUCGAGCAGGAGCUAUCAAAAGUUAAUAGAAGUGAGACACCAUGGUUGAUUGUCUUAAUGCAUUCCCCAUGGUAUAAUAGCUACAACUAUCACUAUAUGGAAGGAGAAAGCAUGAGAGUGAUGUUUGAGCCGUGGUUUGUACAGUACAAAGUUGACGUGGUAUUUUCUGGUCAUGUCCAUGCCUAUGAACGAUCUGAACGCAUAUCCAAUGUUGCAUAUAACAUUACAAAUGGUAAUUGCAUUCCUGUGAAAGAUCAAUCUGCACCUGUGUACAUUACCAUUGGGGAUGGAGGAAAUCUUGAAGGCUUAGCAACCUCCAUGACAGAGCCACAGCCAGCGUACUCGGCCUAUCGAGAGGCCAGUUUUGGUCAUGCCAUUUUUGACAUCAAGAACCGAAGCCAUGCUUAUUUUAGUUGGCACCGUAAUCAAGAUGGAUAUGCUGUAGAAGCUGAUUCUAUGGUGUUCUUGAAUAGAUACUUUCAUCCUCUUGAUGAUUCCACAAGUGCUUGAACAUAAUGUCAGAAAUAUACAACACAACUUUCGGCUGCUAUUGUUCUUGUAGAAUAUAUACCCAAAUGUAUAGGUUAAAAGACUUAAUAGUUGAUACUUUCCUAGUUUCCUCGAUCCGAAGGCUGAAUCAUGUAUAUCUUUCUACUUAUUUCCUUGUUGCUACAUAUACUAUCAUUUUCUUGCUCUGCUAUCACUAUAUACUCAUGUUGUUCAUCUCUAUAU
Rosa rugosa (rugosa rose) is the source of this 1748-nucleotide messenger RNA. RefSeq names its product purple acid phosphatase-like. NCBI's taxonomy places the organism in Eukaryota, Viridiplantae, Streptophyta, Magnoliopsida, Rosales, Rosaceae. The record is from RefSeq and is a predicted model, not a curated record. Gene Ontology annotation, molecular function: acid phosphatase activity; metal ion binding. The transcript is spliced from 8 exons. The coding region runs from base 105 to 1526 and encodes 473 amino acids.